Messenger RNA from Cyphellophora attinorum, 2112 nucleotides. Its product is annotated as Eukaryotic translation initiation factor 2-alpha kinase 1. Lineage: Eukaryota; Fungi; Ascomycota; Eurotiomycetes; Chaetothyriales; Cyphellophoraceae. The transcript has a single exon. The coding region runs from base 1 to 2112 and encodes 703 amino acids. Gene Ontology annotation, biological process: protein phosphorylation. The record is from RefSeq and is a predicted model, not a curated record. Gene Ontology annotation, molecular function: ATP binding; protein kinase activity.
AUGCCAUCAAAGUUCUGGAACGAUGCCAGUGCAAGCAGUUCCGAUUCAGACGAUAGUGCAGAGGAAAUCGAAGCCGUGGCAGAGGAACCGUCAACCAAGGAUAGCCACAAUGACUCCUCUGAGAUAGAUGAGCUAUUCAGAACUCAGUCGCUUCCCACAGAUGCUUCGAUCAUUGUCCCCGACCCAAGCGAUGGAGAGUCACCCGAUCUCACUCGCGAGCAGCAUCGAGACAACCUCAUGGGGGCUUUGCUACUGGACUACCAUAAGACUAGGGUCGCCGAGGCCUUCAAUGCGAAGCAGGGCAUGAACGUGACGCGGGAUACUCCCGAAGUCGUGGCGAUAGCACAACAGCUAUGCAAUGUUGCGAUAAGCAAGUUGGUCCAGGCCGACAUUCUGUCUGCUACACCGUCCUCCGAGCCAGGUAGCGAGCAGAGUGAAGAAUACACGAAGAUCCUGGACAGGUUCACAUUAGGAUCUGUCGGGAGUUCAAAUGGCACUUCAUUUGGCACUGGUCAUCAGCAGUCCCUCGAAGGAGGGCUUCAAGGAGGCACGAACAGCCUUGCGCUGGCGCUCAGACCGACUUCGAAUGGUCUUCAGCCUUCGAAUCAGCAGCACAACAAGUUACUGAACAUGAUGCUAAACGCCAAUCGAAUUGGCGCGAUUGGCUCACCAAUUACAUCCCCAUCGUCGGACAUGAUCUUGUCUUCAUCUAGUCUACGACAGCACAGUCACUACGACUCCAGCUUCCAGCAACUGAAGCUACUCGGCAAGGGUGGAUUUGGAAAAGUGUAUCAUGCGCAUAGUGUGUUCGACAAGAAGGAGUACGCCAUAAAGAAGAUUCCACUGAGCCAACGAUUGACGCUGAAGUACCAGCAAGGAGGACUUCAUGAGUUGGAGAGUGUACUGAGAGAGGUCCAAGCCCUUGCCCAGUUGGACCACGCCAACGUGGUAAGAUACCAUGCUACAUGGAUUGAGGACCCGAAGCAAGUAGUGUCACCCAAGGCUACAACCAUGCGACCGCAUCCGGUAUCACGGCAGCGCCUGAUCGCAGAUCGCCCACAUUUGCCAAAUCCGCGUGUCAUAGAGGAGAGCCGCAGCGGAGGCAUCGUCUUUGGAGAGAGCUCACGGAGAGACUCUGUGGACGUAUCACUUCCCGGCCCGCAGGGCUGGUCCAUCAACGAAGUCCAGGCUAAGCCUCACGACAAGUACGAUCAAUCCACGUCAAUGCACGCGUCUCAGAUAUUCACCGAUGGCUUUGCCAAGGGCAGCUCCAGCAGUGACUCUAAUAUCGACGAUACAGUCUGCGUCUUACAUGUUCAGAUGUCGUUGUACCCAAUGACACUCUCGCAAUACCUCGCUCCAACUCCACCGUCAAGCACAAGUCCACCUUCGUCACCACCUAGACGGCAUUGCUUUCACUUGAUUCCGUCCCUGCGGAUCCUGCUCGGGAUACUCAGUGGUCUGCGAUACGUCCAUUCCAUCGGACUCAUUCAUCGGGAUAUCAAGCCAGGCAACAUCUUCUUGUCUUUGCACGAAGACCUCUUACCUUCGGCGGAUCCAACGACCCACCAGAACGGGUUCUACAGCGUCGGUGACUGUCGUUCUUGUGGAGCAGGAAUAGCAGAAGCUGCCGCAGCAUCUUGUCUUCACGUCAACCCUCGAAUUGGAGACUUUGGACUCGUGGCCGAGCUGGCACGAUCAGAGGUCCAUCUCGACGUCGGUGGCUCGUCAGCCUCGUCGCCAUCGAAAGUUGUGGGGACUGAGUACUAUCGACCGCCACAGCCCGUUGCUGACGCCAAAACCAACAAGGCGGGAUUACCGAUCGACGAGAAGAUCGAUGUCUUUGCUCUAGGAAUCGUCUUUGUCGAGCUGUUGUGGUGCUGCGACACUUCUACGGAACGACUGCAUGUACUACGAGAUCUUCAGCGUGGUGUGCUCCCGCGGGAGUUUGCUGCUAGCAUUGACCGUGAAGGACAUGGUGGAGCAGGAGCUGGAAUCGGACAAGAAGUGGCUGACUGUAUCAAAGGAAUGAUUGAGCACGAUGCAAGCGUCAGGAUAGACUGCAGUGAGGUCAAGGAGCGGGUCAUUCGCAUCUUGGGAAAAUGUUCGUAG